AUGGCAGCAUUUUACAAGACUUUAUUAAAUGUGUUACGAACUGCUUGUCACUCUGUGGGCCGCGCCGGCUGGCUCAUCGGUUCUCAGGGUAGAGUCCCAUCCCUGGCCCGCAGUCCGAACAAUCGAUUACAUCAUCGAUACACAAACAGCUGUGGAGAACGGAACUACACAACACUACAACAAAAGACGACGGAAAUCCACAACAUAAACAACAAAACCUGCAAUCAACAACAAAACGGUAAGAUCCCGGUUCCGGACCCAGGCGUACCCGCCCUGCCUGAGAUGACACCACUCCGUCAUCUCCCUCAUGUUGGCCACCGAAUGGACCUACUUCAUCCUGUGUUGGCCAUCGUGUUUCUCUCUCCCCCUACAGCAAUAAUUACUCGGACAUUUUCAUCAUCAGAUCAACAAAGAAGAAACAAACAAAACAGGCUAGGAACACCAUGAUGCUGCAAAAAGGUAACAAGCUCGCCGGAAAAUACUGUGGCAAGAUGCUAGUGCAGAAACAAUGCGGGAAUUAUAAAUGUAUCUAGGUAUAUACAUACAUAUAUGUUCAUGUACCGGUAAGUGUAUUAUGAUUGUGAUUAGUGUGUGAUUCUAUGUAAAUGUGAAUAUGUAUCGCUUAAGGACUACCUUGCCUACCUAAAGAGCUCUUUGGGUUAGU
Drosophila innubila is the source of this 664-nucleotide messenger RNA. RefSeq lists its product as uncharacterized. Bases 1 to 447 code for a protein of 148 amino acids. The transcript has 4 exons. Lineage: Eukaryota; Metazoa; Arthropoda; Insecta; Diptera; Drosophilidae. The record is from RefSeq and is a predicted model, not a curated record.